Molecule: messenger RNA, 1029 nt
Organism: Aspergillus sclerotioniger CBS 115572
Lineage: Eukaryota; Fungi; Ascomycota; Eurotiomycetes; Eurotiales; Aspergillaceae
Product: sulfurtransferase
Exons: 3
Coding region: 1-1029 (342 amino acids)
Biological process (GO): transsulfuration
Cellular component (GO): mitochondrion
Molecular function (GO): thiosulfate-cyanide sulfurtransferase activity
Source: RefSeq, a predicted model, not a curated record
AUGUCUGGUGGCUCGGAGCUACAUGCCCUUCGUAAUUCUAUCCCUUCACCGACUCGCCUGGCUCGGCCGACCAUGUCGAUUGCACACCAAACACGCCAAUUUUCCUUCUCCUCAUACCUGAUUACACCCAAGGAGCUCGAUGCCGCGCUUAAGAAAAACCCUCGCACAAAGAUCUCAACCUCUCCUCGUGUAGUUCCUCUAUGCGCGGCCUGGUUCAUGCCGAACGACCCCGAGGGUCGUAAGGGAAUUGAUAUCUUCCGCAAGCACCACAUUCCCCAGGCGCGUUUCUUUGAUCUGGAUGGCAUCAAGGAUCAUGAUUCGCCCUACCCGCAUAUGCUUCCCACCGCCGAGACAUUCGCUGAGGCGAUGAGUGAGCUUGGCAUUCGACGCGACGAUGAAGUUGUGGUUUACGACACGGAGGAGCUAGGAAUUUUCAGCGCGCCCCGGGUUGGUUGGACUCUUCGAGUCUUCGGACAUCCCCGAGUCCAUGUCCUUAACAACUACAGGCUGUGGGUUCGCGAAGGAUACCCGACGGAGACUGGCGAGCCCUUCCAGCCGGAGAAAACCAGCUACCCUGUGCCUACCUACGACUCGAAGCUCGUGAUCCCCUACCGGGAGCUGAAGGAAAUUGCCAAGGAGCACAGAAAGGAGGGUGCCAAAGAAGUGGAGAUCCUGGACGCACGUUCGUACGGCCGCUGGGCGGGAAGCGAUCCUGAGCCGCGUCCGGGGCUGUCAUCGGGACAUAUUCCUGGCUCCCAAAGCUUGCCUUUUCAGGAGCUGCUGGACCCGGAGACCAAGACAUAUCUCCCCGGACCCGAGCUACGCAAAAUAUUCGAAGGAAAAGAUCUGGAUACGUCCAAGUCAAUCAUCAGCUCAUGUGGAACUGGUGUGACGGCGACUAUCAUCGAGACGGCAUUGGGCGAAGCGGAGUUCGGAGAGCCCAAUCUGCGGAGGGUAUACGACGGGAGCUGGACUGAAUGGGCACAACGUGUCAAGCCGGAAGAGGGUCUCAUCAAGAAGGAAACGUAG